Ceratotherium simum simum (southern white rhinoceros) is the source of this 2153-nucleotide messenger RNA. RefSeq names its product complement C1r subcomponent like (gene C1RL). Gene Ontology annotation, cellular component: blood microparticle. Gene Ontology annotation, biological process: zymogen activation. Lineage: Eukaryota; Metazoa; Chordata; Mammalia; Perissodactyla; Rhinocerotidae. Gene Ontology annotation, molecular function: serine-type endopeptidase activity. The record is from RefSeq and is a predicted model, not a curated record.
UUCUCCAGCCCGGUUUCCUGUUCCCCGGCCUGGGCCAAGUCCUCUCAAGUCCCAGAUGUCCGGUUCCAGAUGCCUGAUCUCAGAGUGGGGGAACUGUCUGUGGGGAAGCCCCCACUCCACAAGCUGCCCAGGCAAGAUGUGGUGGCUGCUCCUCUGGGGAGUCGUCCAGGCUUGCCCCACGCAGGGCUCCGUGCUCUUGGCCCAGCAGCUCCCCCAGAAGCUGACAUCCCCUGGGUACCCAGACCUGUAUGUCAAAGGCCAGGAGAUCUCCAUCGACAUCAAGGCUCCAGAGGGCUUUGCCGUGAGGCUUGUCUUCCAAGACUUUGACCUGGAGCCGUCCCAGGACUGUGAGCAAGACUCUGUCACAAUCACGGCCAGUGGGAUGGAUCCAAGCCGCUUCUGUGGCCAGCAAGGCUCCCCACUGGGCAGCCCCCCUGGUCAGAGGGAGUUUGUAUCCUCAGGGAGCAGUUUGCGACUGACCUUCCGGGCACCUGCCUCCUCUGAGGACAGGACCACCCACCUCCACAGGGGCUUUCUGGCCCUCUACCAAGCCGUGGGUAUGAACCAUAGUCAGCCUAUCAGCCCGGCCAGUGGGGGCUCUGAGGCCACACACACACCCGAAGACAACCCCUCCAAAUUCCAGAACCACUGCCAGGAGCCAUAUUAUCAGGUGGUGCCAGCAGGGACACUCAGCUGCACAGCCCGGGGCCCCUGGCAGGAGACACAGGACAGGAGGGAGGUUCCUCACUGUGUACCUGUCUGUGGACAGCCAGUCACCCCCAUAGCCCAGGACCAGGAGGCCCUUGGAUCUUCCAGAGCUAAGUCAGGAAACUUCCCCUGGCAAGCCCUCACCAGUAUCUACGGCCGUGGGGGUGGGGCCCUGCUGGGCGACAGGUGGAUCCUCACCGCCGCCCACACCAUCUAUCCCAAGGACAGCAUCUCUCCCAGGAAGAACCGGAGGGUGGAUGUGUUCCUGGGCCACACGAACGUAGAUGAGAUGCUAGAACUGGGAAACCAUCCCGUGCGCCGUGUGGUGGUGCACCCAGACUACCGUCAGAAUGAGUCCCACAACUUCACUGGGGACAUUGCUCUCCUGGAGCUCCAGCACAGUGUGCCCCUCGGCCCUAGCCUCCUCCCGGUCUGUCUGCCUGACAGCGAGACCCUCUACCGCAGCGGCUUGUGGGGCUAUGUCAGUGGGUUUGGUGUGGAGAGGGGCUGGUUAACUACUGAGUUGAAAUACGCAAGGCUGCCCGUAGCCCCAAGGGAGGCCUGCAAGGCCUGGCUCCAAGAGAAGCAGAGGACCGAGGUGUUUUCUGACAGCAUGUUCUGUGUUGGGGAUAAGAUGCGGCCCCAGAGUGUCUGCCAAGGGGACAGUGGUGGCGUCUAUGUGGUAUGGGAUGAUCGUGCCCGUCACUGGGUGGCCACGGGCAUCGUAUCCUGGGGCAUAGGGUGUGACAAGGGAUAUGGCUUCUACACCAAAGUGCUCAACUACGUGGACUGGAUCAAGGAAGUGAUGGACGGGAAGGACUGACCCUGGGGUGCUUGAACACUGUGGGGGCCCAGACAGGAGAGGGUUGGGAGUGAGGACUGAGCCCUGGGGUGGGGAGGGGAGUGGGCAGGGAGUCCCUAUUCAAGUCACUGCUGCAGCAAUCUGCGCAAGGGAAACCCUCCUCCACUCAAGCCCUCCACCAUCCCAGACAGGAAGCAGCGUCCCAGGCCCCUCCUCCUCAUCCUCUCCCUUCCUGCGUGUUUGCGCUUCGCCCAGAGAAGCCCUGUAUAUCUCAGGGAGUUUCACUUUCAACUUCUCCUGCUGACACAGCUUCUUCCGUACUCUCCUGGGAGACAGCCACCCUCUCAUCCUCCUGUUCAAGCAGAGUAUGGGUCAAGUGGUCUUAAUUACAUUUCAUUUCUGAAACAUUCCAAAGCCCCUUGAGUUGGUUUCACCGUGUACCACAACUCCUAGCUGCAAUUAUAGUAACAGCUCGUUUUUUGUUUUACAUCUUCCGUAUGCCAGGCGCUUCACAUUUAUUAUUUCAUUGACUCCUCACACCAAGUUUGCAAAUGGUGUGUUAUUAUCCAUGUUUUACAAAUGAGGAAACUGAAGCUCCGGGAGAUAAUGUGACUUGCCCACAUCCCACAGCUGAUACAGGCCU